Molecule: messenger RNA, 1512 nt
Organism: Erigeron canadensis
Lineage: Eukaryota; Viridiplantae; Streptophyta; Magnoliopsida; Asterales; Asteraceae
Product: putative lipoate-protein ligase A
Exons: 5
Coding region: 309-1091 (260 amino acids)
Biological process (GO): protein modification process
Cellular component (GO): mitochondrion
Source: RefSeq, a predicted model, not a curated record
UAAUUAAGUUUUGGGUCAGACAAUUACUAAAACCAAUUUCAAACCCGACCCGUAUCCAUCCUCUGCUAAAUCAAACUUUGGCUUUAUUUCCAAAGUUCAUCGAGUUGUUGCUGCUCCGCCCACUGCCGCCGUCACCACCAGUGAUCCUCCUCCGUGGAGUGCAAUACUAGCCUUUUGCUCAGCUCUCAACUCCUAAAGAUCAGAACCCAACCACUGAAAGCCGAGUUGCGGUCCAUCGCACCUUGAAGUGGAUUGUUUAAAAGCUACAUUAACAAAUUUUGGAAAACGUUGUACGAAGACUGUUUGGAAUGGCUACACGGCAAGUUGGACGUGUUGGACUUCCGUUAAUGAAUAUUGUGAGAAUGAAGGGAGUGCCCAUCCUGCAGCAGUUGGAGAUCGAGGAGUGCCUUCUCCGGACUUCAUCGGACAAUUGGUGCAUCAUUAAUGAUGGGACGGAUAAGCCGAAUAUAGUCAUGGGGGUUUCCGGGAAACCUGCUGAACUUCUUGAGAUUAGCCCUGUACUAGAAGAUAGAAUUCCUGUCAUAAGGAGGUUUACUGGUGGUGGGACAGUAAUAGUUGAUGAUGGUACAAUAUUUGUUUCAUUUAUAUGCAACAAGGAAGCUGUUCCUGAUGUACAACCAUAUCCUCGACCUAUCAUGUCUUGGAGCAGCCUAUUAUACAGUAAAGUGUUCCAAGGAACCACUGAUUUCAGGCUUCGUGAGAAUGAUUAUGUAUUUGGCCUGCGGAAGUUUGGUGGAAAUGCUCAGUCAAUCACUAAAAAUCGUUGGAUCCAUCAUACAUCCUUUCUGUGGGAUUACAAGACUCGAAACAUGUCCUAUCUGAAACUUCCCAAGCGGACCCCUGAAUAUCGACUUGCAAGGGAUCAUCUCGACUUCAUCUGCCCCAUGAAGGACUAUCUUUCAAGAUCAGAUUUCAUUAACAAAACCAUUGAUGCAGCGGGAAGCCAUUUUUCAGUUAAGUCAUCCGAGUUUGAUGCGCUCAAACUUCGUUCAAACUCGAAAUUUACUCCCACCUCCAGAUUACUUACAAAACAGGAAUUAGAGGCUGCAGCAAUUAAAUCCUGUGAAUAGAGACUUACAUUUGAUUCAACAUUGAUUAUUUACAACACACAAGUACCAUUGACCUGCAUAUGAUUGUUUUUUGUGAAUUUUUCCAAGCCAUUAAAUCUAAGACUCGGCAGGUAUCUAUGGCUCAUACCCUGACCAAAGGAACGUAAUUGUUUGUACUUUAUUAAAGAAUCCCUUUGAAUAAAGCCUGGUCCAUUUCUAGGUUCUUUGAUGUUUCCAUGUCAACGUAGGAUGGUACUAGUUGUAGUAUUGACAUGUUUUCGGUUAUUAUGCAAGGGCUUCUGAACAAGUGUAAACAUAUGUUCUGGGGGAUCAGAAUCACUUUCAAAAUAUUUGAUUGGAUGUCAUCCGAGAAUCCAAAUCUCGAAACAUGAUUAUAUUGUUACGGCUCAUUGAUUUGAUUGGAUUUUUUUAACUUGCAUAA